Molecule: messenger RNA, 2784 nt
Organism: Medioppia subpectinata
Lineage: Eukaryota; Metazoa; Arthropoda; Arachnida; Sarcoptiformes; Oppiidae
Source: the annotation of a GenBank genome assembly
AACUGCCGACGUUUUCAUUUUGCGUCCAAAUCUUAUCGACAACUUUUAGAAUAAAAUAAAAUAAUUGUUUUUUAAAGCGAUCGAUACGUUAAAACAAUGAGAGGCGAACCCACUAAAGCCGAGUUUAAACGCUUGCCAGCGACGGUCACUCCAAUCAAUUACAAUAUCACUCUUCGGCCGAACCUCAAAAGUUUUACGUUCAACGGUUCGCAAGCCGUGCGGCUUAUGGUCAACGAGAAUACCAGACAUAUAGUGCUCAACAGUAAUGAGAUUGACAUUAGUGUCGCCACUUAUACGCCACAAAAUGGCAAACCGUUGACUUCCGAAACGAUCGAAAACAACGCCGAAACCGAAGUGACGGCUAUUAGGUUUGCGGAGACGUUGAGCGCCGGACCGGGCGUUUUGAAACUCGAGUUCACGGGUACUCUAAAUGACAAACUUAAGGGUUUCUAUCGAAGCAAAUACAUGAGCGCCGACGGACAGGAGGAACGGUAUGCGGCGGUCACGCACUUCGAGGCGACCGACGCUCGCCGCGCGUUUCCGUGUUGGGACGAACCGGCGCUUAAGGCCACGUUUGAUAUCACACUUGUUGUGCCCACCAAUCGGGUGGCGCUUUCAAACACAAACGUCAUCUGCGAGUCUGUGCUCGACGACUACCCGUCGCUCAAAGUGGUGAAGUACGCGACCACUCCCGCAAUGUCCACCUAUUUGGUGGCAUUUGUUGUGGGAGAGUAUGACUACAUUGAGGGCGAGUCAAAGGACGGGGUUGUCGUCCGGAUCUACACACCGGUGGGAAAGAAAGAUCAGGGAUUGUUCGCACUGGAAGUGGCCGUCAAAACGCUCACCUAUUAUAAAAACUAUUUCAAUAUCCCGUAUCCGUUACCCAAAAUGGAUUUAAUAGCUUUGGCUGACAUGGCGGCCGAAGCUAUGGAAAACUGGGGUUUAAUAACGUAUAGAGAGGCCUAUCUUUUAGUGGAUCCGCAAAAUACGUCGACGCGAACUAAACAAUGCGUGGCACUAAUGGUGGCUCACGAGUUGGCUCAUCAAUGGUUCGGCAAUUUGGUAACAAUGGAGUGGUGGACUCAUCUGUGGCUUAAUGAAGGUUUUGCUACAUUCAUGGAAUACCUUUGUGUCGACCAUCUGUUUAACGAAUACAAUAUAUGGACUCAAUUUGUUUCCGACAUAUUCACGCCAGCACUCGAAUUGGACGCACUUCACAACUCACACCCCAUUGAAGUACCCGUUAGUCACCCGUCAGAGAUCCGCGAGAUUUUUGACGACAUAUCGUAUAAUAAAGGGUCGGCAGUCAUACGAAUGCUUCACCGCUUUAUUGGUGACGAAUUGUUCCGUAAAGGAAUGCAUUUAUAUUUGUCAAAACACUUGUAUAAGAAUACCUUAACCGAAGACCUGUGGACUUCACUACAAGAAGCCAGUAAUAAACCAGUUAGAGUUGUGAUGACCACAUGGACAAAACAGAAGGGAUAUCCUGUUAUAUCGGUGACAUCACGUCGUGAGGGAAAUUCACUGAUACUAACCUUAACUCAAGAGAAAUUCUGUGCCGACGGAAAAUUGCCCGCAUCUGAAGCGAACACCGUUUGGAUGAUUCCUAUAUCUGUGACCCGAGCGUCAGAUCCCACCAAAAUUUGGGCCCAAGUUUUAAUGGACAGAAAAACUAUUGAUAUCGAGAUUGCGGACGUUUCGGCCAACGAAUGGGUCAAAUUAAACCCAAACAGUGUCGGCGUAUAUCGUGUCCACUAUUGCCAAGAGUUGUUGAAUCUAUUAUUGCCGGCCGUCGGCAACAAAACUCUUCCCCCAUUGGAUCGAUUGGGUCUUCAAAACGAUUUGUUCGCUUUGGUUACGUCCGGACGGACAGCGUCUGUCGAUAUUCUCAAACUCAUGGACUCGUUCCCCAACGAAGACGACUAUACAGUUUGGACGUCAAUUGUCGACUGUCUCGGACGACUCAAUCAACUUCUUUCUCACACCGAUUUGGAGACUGUUUUUCACGAGUUUGGCCGUCGAUUGUUGUCGAAGACGUAUUCAAAACUUGGAUGGCAUCCGAUCGAAGGCGAGACCCAUUUGGACACAUUGCUCAGGAGUUUAGUCAUCACAGGUUUGGCUUCAUUCCAAGACCCGGGUGUCAUAUCAGAGGCCAAAUACGUGUUUGAGUCACACCGCGGCGGCGCUCACACUAUAGGCGCUGAUAUCCGAGAGGCCGUCUAUCGUGCGGUUGCUCUCGAUUGUAAUGACCAAUCAUUUGAGGCAUUAUUUCAGCUGUAUAGAGAGGCAGAGCUCCAGGAAGAGAAGGCUCGGGUGUGCCGAGCGUUGGGAGCCGUCAACGACGCUAAACGUAUCGCUAAAGUACUCGACUUCGCGCUAUCGAGUGAAGUGCGAAAUCAGGACACAGUGUUUGUGAUCAUAUCAGUGGCGCUCACGAAGAAUGGUCGGGACAUCGCGUGGGAGUUUGUCAAGAAGAAUAGGGAUGAGCUGAGACGUCGCUACGAAAGCGGCGUUUUGGUCACAACACUCGUCAAGCACAUCUCACAAAACUUUGUCACCGAAGACAGACUACAAGAAGUGGAGAUAUUUUUCACUCAAAAUCCCUUCCCGGGAAGCGAACGCACUGUUCGACAAUCGCUGGAAACGAUUCGUCACAACAUUGAUUGGUUGGCUCGCGAUUUGCCAUCCAUUCGAUCGUAUUUAACAAAUCGCUCGUAAAAUUAGAGCAAAUAUUGUAAGAAUUAUUUAACAUAAAUUUUAUUUAUGUUUGAGAAUGUUUGCAAA